This is a messenger RNA of Lasiodiplodia theobromae, 2664 nucleotides long. Its product is annotated as Methyltransferase. Gene Ontology annotation, molecular function: tRNA binding; tRNA (cytidine-N5)-methyltransferase activity. Gene Ontology annotation, biological process: tRNA methylation. NCBI's taxonomy places the organism in Eukaryota, Fungi, Ascomycota, Dothideomycetes, Botryosphaeriales, Botryosphaeriaceae. The coding region runs from base 1 to 2664 and encodes 887 amino acids. The record is from RefSeq and is a predicted model, not a curated record. Gene Ontology annotation, cellular component: nucleus; cytoplasm. The transcript has 5 exons.
AUGGGCAGGCGCGGAGGCAGAGGCGGUGGACGCGGUCGCGGCCGUGGCAGCCGCGGCGGUUAUGGCGGCGGAUCUCGUGGCGAUUGGAAGGAGGUUGAGAAGCACAACGUCAACUUCGAGAAGUACUACAAUGAGCUUGGCAUUGUGCCCGAGGAGGAGCGUGAGCAGUUCUGGACAGCCUUGAAGAAGGAAUUGCCCAACAGCUUCCGCUUCACUGGCUCCAAAGGCCAUGCCCUCGCCGUCCAGCAGCGCCUGAUUGACCAGUACAUCCCGGAAAUCACCAAGGUUACCUUCGACGGCCAGAAGGUCGAGCCCCCGACCCAGCUCGAGUGGUUCCCCGAGAAGCUCGCCUGGCAGAUGACCACCCCGAAAAACGUUAUCCGCAAGUUCCCUCCCUUCGCCUCCUUCCAAAAGUUCCUCGUUUCCGAGACCACCGUUGGCAACAUUAGCAGGCAGGAGGUCGUCAGCAUGAUCCCUCCGCUGCUUAUCGAUAUCAAGCCUUGGCAUACUGUGUUGGACCUGUGCGCUGCUCCUGGUAGCAAGUCGGCGCAGCUGUGCGAGGCCAUCCAUGCAGGCGAGGAGGCUCGUAUCCGCAACGUUCUGCGCAAGCUCGCACCGGAGCUGGGCCGCGAAAUCAGCCCUGACGGCGCCGAGGUUGAGGCAGAGAAGGAUCAGGUCGGAGAGCAGGAGGAUGAUUCCGACGAUGGCAGGGCGACUGGUCUUUUGGUCUGCAACGAUGUCGACAACAGGCGCGCCCACAUGCUGGUCCACCAGGUCAAGCGUUUGAACUCGCCGAACUUGAUCGUCACCAACCACGAUGCCACGCUUUUCCCCUCGAUCAGAAUCCCUUCGGAGCAGGGCCAGCCUAACAAAUACCUGAAGUUCGAUCGUAUCUUGGCUGAUGUCCCAUGCUCUGGAGACGGAACAGCACGCAAGAACCCAGGUGUUUGGAAGGAUUGGACUGCGGGCAACGGCCUUGGACUCUACAUUACGCAGCAGCGCAUUCUUGUCCGUGCGCUGCAAAUGCUGAAGGUCGGAGGUCGUGUUGUUUACUCGACCUGCAGUUUGAACCCCAUCGAGAACGAGGCCGUGGUCGCGAGCGCUAUCGAUCGCUGUGGUGGUAUGUCCAAGGUCCGCAUCAUUGAUUGUAGCCAGGAGCUUCCUGGUCUGAAGAGAGUUCCCGGCUUGAGCACCUGGAAGGUCAUGGAUAAGCAGGGUCGCAUGUACAGCUCCUUUCACGAGGUUGCUGCCAAGCAGUCGGAACAGGGCGAAGAGAAUCUGAAGAAAAUCGUCGAGGGCAUGUUUCCGCCUAAGCCCACAGAGAACGAGGAGGAAAGGAUACCGCUUGAGCGUUGUAUCCGCGUCUACCCUCACCUUCAGGACACUGGCGGUUUCUUCAUCACGGUCAUUGAGAAGAAGGAGGAGAUCAGAGCUCGCCCCGAGUACCAGGCAAGCGCCUCCGGCGCAAGGACUGUUCCUACGGCGCCGAUCACGAACCUGGUCAAUGAGAUUGAGCAGAAGACGGAGAACGGAGAGAAGCUGGAGGGGCUCAAGUCUUUGGAUGAGGUCACGAACACCGACAGCAAGGCUGAGAGCGCUCCGGCUGAAGGCAACGACCCUGCCGCAGUGCGAAGCAACUUGCCUCCGCCGUCUCCUGUUAAGCGAAGCUUGGAAGAUUCUGAGGCCGAGGGCCCCGCUGCCAAGCGCACCAAGGUCGAUGUUCCGCCAGAGCAUGAGGAGGUGCCACCUGCUGUUUCGACACGCGAGAACAAGGCUGAAGGCUCAGCAACUGAUCUGUCGAAGCCAGAGAAGAAGAGGCGGGAUCAGCCGCACGAGGAGCCUUUCAAGUACCUCGACCCCAAGCACGAGGUCUUGGAGGACAUCUUCGGUUUCUACAAGAUUGCCCCCAGGUUCCCUCGCGAUCGCUUCAUGGUCAGGAAUGCGUCUGGAGAACCUGCCAAGGCGGUCUACUACACAUCCACCCUCGCACGAGACAUCCUUCAGAUCAACGAGGGCAAGGGUAUGAAGUUCGUUCACUGUGGUGUGAAGAUGUUCAUGAAGCAGGACGCCCAGGGUCAGGAUAUCUGCAGGUGGCGUAUCCAGUCCGAGGGUCUUCCGAUUGUUGAGCCCUGGGUUGGCGAGGAGAGGAUUGUCCGCCUGUACAAGCGCGAGACGCUUCACAAGCUCCUAAUCGAGAUGUUCCCCAAGGUUGCGGGUGACGGAUGGCAGGAACUUGGUGAGAUUGGCGAGAGGGUGAGAGAUAUUUCUAUGGGUUGCUGCGUCCUUAGAGUGGAGAGCAGCGACGCCGAGGACGGAUUCAAGGAUCGCCUGGUUCUUCCGCUGUGGAGGAGCAUCUCUUCCUUGAACCUGAUGUUGCCGAAGGAAGAUCGCAAGGCUAUGCUCCUUCGUCUUUACAACGAUAACUCGGAGCUCAUCGACCACUCCAAGAAGUCGUUCAACAAGCCCAGCGAGUCUGAAGCGAAUGGGGAGUCUGGCGAAGCCAUUGAUGCUGAUGUGGCGUCGGGUGCUGCCGCAGAGGAAGAAGUCAUUUCGGCCGAGGACAGGGCUGAUGCAGCCAAGCAAGAGGAGAAGGAUGAUACCCGGGAAACGGCAGAGGGGGAUGUUGUCGCACGGGAGGACGACGUUGUCAACACCACGGUCUGA